Messenger RNA from Saimiri boliviensis boliviensis (Bolivian squirrel monkey), 3789 nucleotides. RefSeq names its product fibroblast growth factor 14 (gene FGF14). NCBI's taxonomy places the organism in Eukaryota, Metazoa, Chordata, Mammalia, Primates, Cebidae. The record is from RefSeq and is a predicted model, not a curated record. Gene Ontology annotation, molecular function: growth factor activity.
UGGGGCCACCAUGGCCGCGGCCAUCGCCAGCGGCUUGAUCCGCCAGAAGCGGCAGGCGCGGGAGCAGCACUGGGACCGGCCGUCUGCCAGCAGGAGGCGGAGCAGCCCCAGCAAGAACCGCGGGCUCUGCAACGGCAACCUGGUGGAUAUCUUCUCCAAAGUGCGCAUCUUCGGCCUCAAGAAGCGCAGGUUGCGGCGCCAAGAUCCCCAGCUCAAGGGUAUAGUGACCAGGUUAUAUUGCAGGCAAGGCUACUACUUGCAAAUGCACCCCGAUGGAGCUCUCGAUGGAACCAAGGAUGACAGCACUAAUUCUACGCUCUUCAACCUCAUACCAGUUGGACUGCGUGUUGUUGCCAUCCAGGGCGUGAAAACAGGCUUGUAUAUAGCCAUGAAUGGAGAAGGUUACCUCUACCCAUCAGAACUUUUUACACCUGAAUGCAAGUUUAAAGAAUCUGUUUUUGAAAAUUAUUAUGUAAUCUACUCAUCCAUGCUGUACAGACAACAGGAAUCUGGUAGAGCCUGGUUUUUGGGAUUAAAUAAGGAAGGGCAAGCUAUGAAAGGAAACAGAGUAAAGAAAACCAAACCAGCAGCUCAUUUUCUACCCAAGCCAUUGGAAGUUGCCAUGUACCGAGAACCAUCUUUGCAUGAUGUUGGGGAAACGGUCCCGAAGCCUGGGGUGACGCCAAGUAAAAGCACAACUGCGUCUGCAAUAAUGAAUGGAGGCAAACCAGUCAACAAGAGUAAGACAACAUAGCCAGAUCCUCACAGGUGUUGUGACUUAUUUGUCCUGAGCACAGUUGAGUGAUUUAUCCUCACCAGACAUUCCCGCUCUGUGGCUGAGGAGCGGCUGGAAGUAAGCUAAUGCUUGCUCUUCGCUGUCUCUGAACUUCUCUGUUGCAAGUGGAUAAAUCUCAACCUGUCGCGCCCCCCACAACAAGAAGACACCUGGAUAACCAGCUAAACUCAGACCAUGGAAUGCCCUACCAGAUAUGGAAUGCCUUUUUAAUAUCUUUUCUGUGACUGUGACACUUCAUGUGAAUGACAUACUUCACAAGUACACUCGAUACCUUGCCUGCUGACAGCUACCCAUAAUCCUUUUUGAGUCCUGUUUCAGCGAAAUCUAUGUGUUUAAGUUCAUUUUUGUAGCACACAAAUAAUAUUGAGUAAUUUCUAGUUAGACGCUGUAAAGCUGUGCUACUAUGGAUUUCUCUUCUUCCCAUUUUUACAGGGCUGCUCGCUCCACUGUCUGUGACCCUUUCGCAGGGAUUGUGUUCCUCUAAAUCUUAAAUGUUGCAGUUGGCUUAGAUCAGAGAGCAAUCAGGGAAUCAGGAAGCCUUCUAAACCUAUUAUUACAAAUUGCAUCUAUCAAGAUUAAGAUUGUCGUCUCUGGCUCACACUAUCGAUUAAACACACAUAUACGCUCUAUCCAGUAGCAGAUACUGUGCUCCCAAGGUCGGCGUUGCCUGGGUGGGAAAUGGCUCAAACACAAUCCAGGGAAGCUCUCUAUGAUGUGUGUUUGACAUCCCCCUCUAGUUUCUUUGUGUGUGUGUGUUUUAUACAUAUCACAAGCUUACUGGUAAUGGUAACAUUUGCCUUGCCCAGCGAGCAAGACCCACUGGUUUUUGAGAAAGUGGGUCCAAAGAUUUCUGUAGGCCUUGUAGGCCUGAUUAAGGUUCAUUUUUCAUCUAUUAAUUCUCAUUAUUUGGAACAAAAAAAAAGGAAAAUUAAUAAUUACAACCUUAAUAAUUACAACCUACAAGAAUUGCGCUACCUAAAUCCAUUUCAGAUAUACUCCUUCCUGUUUUUAAUGAACCAGACUUAACGCCAUCCCCGUUUCUGGCUGCGUUCCCCUCAUACUCAGCAGAGCAUGGGCAAGACGGCUGUUGUGUUCUUUCCUGCAGCAGCAAUGCAAACAUUAGUUAUAAAUUAAUUAGACUUCUUUAAUAUUUUUGGUGUUUAAUGACAAGUUUUUAAACUGGACAUAUUAGGAAAAAAUAUUUUUUUUAGCUCAGCAUGCUGAGUCCGGUACUGUGUAGUUCACCAGUACAUGCCUCUAACUCAGCAUUUGGGGCCCAUGCUGCCCAGUGGCUGGGUUAGAGGUGCCUUGCCAUGAUCUCAGAAUACAGUCUGUUGAAUUAUCCUAGAUGAAAAUAAAGGCAAACCAACAUAUUCAUCCAUUACGAUUUUGGUCCAUUGCGUUUAUUACCUUUUGUUUUAUUUUGCAUUCUUAAUUUCCUUUUUAAUUUAAUACUGUUUGAACUCUGAGCUUAGGGAAGACUACUACCAAGAAAGGCCAGGAACAGUUGACUACGCAGUGAAGAGUCCAUGCAAAAUGUUCAAUAUUGGAUCUAAAGGGUUUCAAAAUGUUUCACACUAAACUGUUUGGGAAUCUAUUUGUUAACUCUGUGUACACCUAAUAAAAUUCAAUGUUUUCUUCUCAGAAGAGUUCAUUGAGACCAAACUGAACCUCAUUUAUUGAAAAUUAUAUGUGGGAUCAAUGUACUGGCCUCUUGUUAUUCUUUCUCUCUGGGAGGAUGGCCCGGUUGUCAUUUUCCCCAUCUGCACUGUAUUUAUUGGGAAAUUAUUUUGUCACUGCUUUCAUAAAUCUUCAUGACAGCCCUUGCCCAGCAUUAAAAAAUUCUGGCCUGCUUAGCUGAUUAAAGGUUUAGUAUAAAUUUAACUGUUUAUGCUUAUUUCAUUUUCAUAUUGGAUUCUACUUGAAUAAAUAAAAAGUUAGCAGAACGUUUGAGUAGAUUUAUUGUCAAUGAUGCUAAAUUACAAAUACGAAGAAAAUUAGUCCUUUGGUCAUGUCUGAUUGGGUGUUAUGUCAUUUUGAAGGCUAUUGUUUUUAACGGGAUCAGUUAAAAUAUAUUAGAUAAAUUCUAUUAACCAAUUAUUUUCAGAAAACAUAUACCCCAUAAUAUGUGGCAAACUAUGGGUACUUUUUAACUUGUAAUCCAAUCAAAUGGGCUUAAUAGACACUACUUACAGCAUCUCUCUCUCUCUCUCACUCACACACACACACACACGCACACACACACGCACGCACGCACACAGCAAACGACGCCAUCUGUUAUUGAUAAUCAGCCCUACAUGCUGGUUUCUUUUUCCCCUGCAAGUCUGUUUAUUGUUUUAAAUUAAGACAAGAUUUAUUUUUGUAAAUGACUGAGAUUUAUGUAAAUGUGUACCUCUGUUGUGUUUUAUAUACGGGGUGUCUAUAAGGGCAUUUAUCCCUAUGAAGGAUGUCAAAUACUUUCUUCUAAUAUAUGUUUAGACAUAUUGCAGAGGGGUCCUUGUUAUUUGUAAUUCAGUUAGGUCAUUUACUUUGUGUCUGGUCUCACCUGUUGCAUGGGAAGAGGGCAGCACUGAUGAACUGCAUGUCCUAGGUACCUGUGUAUCAAGAACUGUUGGUAUGUAUUGCUAAUUUGCAUACAAAGAGUUUGUCUGCAUUGUACAGUUUUUGUGUUUAAUAUCAUUUGUUGUAUUCACAAAUACAACAUAUUGAAUAAACUAUAUGAAGGCAUAUUAAACAACAUCAAACAACUUUAUGUAACAAAAUGGCAUUGCAUCACCCACCAAUAUAUAGAAAUGUCAUGUAAAUAAGUUGGUAAACUCAAUUUUCCCCUUUACCAUGCCAAAGAAAAUUUUAGCUCUUUGUUGAUACCUCUCUUGCUAUUUGUUUGGGAUAAGACUUCACCACUUUUUUCCCUCAGAAAUUAAGUUUGCUGUUAUUAAGUAAGUGCAAUCUGUCACUACUGAUGUUCCGUAUAGUAAAUCUGAUGGAAUUCA